Molecule: messenger RNA, 6254 nt
Organism: Artibeus jamaicensis (Jamaican fruit-eating bat)
Lineage: Eukaryota; Metazoa; Chordata; Mammalia; Chiroptera; Phyllostomidae
Gene: PRKCA
Product: protein kinase C alpha
Exons: 17
Coding region: 265-2277 (670 amino acids)
Biological process (GO): protein phosphorylation
Molecular function (GO): ATP binding; zinc ion binding; diacylglycerol-dependent serine/threonine kinase activity
Source: RefSeq, a predicted model, not a curated record
UGCUGAGAGUAGGAAGCGCGAGCGCGGGUCGCCGGGCUGUCAGUGAGCGUGGUGCCAGCCAGCGAGUGUGCGGCUCCGGCUCCGGCUCUCGCUCCGCUCCGGCCCGACUCUCCCGGCUCCCGCCGCCCCUCCUCGCAGCGCCCCCCGCCACCAGCCCGCGCUCCGCGCCCGGGGUCGCUCGCGGCCCCGCUGAUUCGCCCCCGCCCACCCGGCCCUCCCCGGCUGCUGCUCCCCGGCGGAGGCAAGAGGUGGUUGGGGGGGACCAUGGCUGACGUUUUCCCGGCCAACGACUCCACGGCGCCUCAGGACGUGGCCAACCGCUUCGCCCGCAAAGGGGCGCUGAGACAGAAGAACGUGCACGAGGUGAAGGACCACAAAUUCAUCGCCCGCUUCUUCAAGCAGCCCACCUUCUGCAGCCACUGCACCGACUUCAUCUGGGGGUUUGGAAAACAAGGCUUCCAGUGCCAAGUUUGCUGUUUUGUGGUUCACAAGAGGUGCCAUGAAUUUGUCACAUUUUCUUGUCCGGGUGCAGACAAGGGACCUGACACUGAUGACCCCAGGAGCAAGCACAAGUUUAAAAUCCACACCUAUGGCAGCCCCACCUUCUGUGACCACUGCGGGUCGCUGCUGUACGGGCUCAUCCAUCAGGGGAUGAAAUGCGACACCUGCGACAUGAACGUGCACAAGCAGUGCGUCAUAAACGUCCCCAGCCUCUGUGGGAUGGACCACACCGAGAAGAGGGGCCGGAUCUACCUGAAGGCUGAGGUCGCUGACGAAAAGCUCCACGUCACAGUGCAAGAUGCAAAAAAUCUAAUCCCCAUGGAUCCAAAUGGACUUUCAGACCCUUACGUGAAGCUGAAACUUAUUCCUGAUCCCAAGAAUGAGAGCAAACAGAAAACCAAAACUAUCCGCUCCACACUGAACCCCCAGUGGAACGAGUCCUUCACGUUCAAAUUAAAACCUUCAGAUAAAGACCGACGACUGUCCAUAGAAAUCUGGGACUGGGACCGGACCACGAGGAACGACUUCAUGGGGUCCCUCUCCUUCGGCGUUUCAGAGCUGAUGAAGAUGCCGGCCUGUGGGUGGUACAAGCUGCUCAACCAAGAAGAAGGUGAAUACUACAACGUGCCCAUUCCAGAAGGGGACGAUGAAGGAAACAUGGAACUCAGGCAGAAAUUCGAGAAAGCCAAGCUUGGCCCCGCCAAGAAAGUGAUCAGUCCUUCAGAAGACAGGAGAUUUUCCAACAACCUGGACAGAGUGAAACUCACUGACUUCAAUUUCCUCAUGGUGCUGGGGAAGGGAAGUUUUGGGAAGGUGAUGCUGGCUGACAGGAAGGGAACAGAAGAACUCUACGCCAUCAAGAUCCUAAAGAAGGACGUGGUGAUUCAGGACGACGAUGUGGAGUGCACCAUGGUGGAAAAGCGAGUCCUGGCCCUGCUCGACAAGCCCCCGUUCCUGACCCAGCUGCACUCCUGCUUCCAGACAGUGGACCGGCUGUACUUCGUCAUGGAAUACGUCAACGGCGGGGACCUCAUGUACCACAUUCAGCAAGUAGGAAAAUUCAAGGAACCACAGGCAGUAUUCUACGCAGCAGAGAUUUCCAUUGGAUUGUUCUUUCUUCAUAAAAAAGGAAUCAUUUAUAGGGACCUGAAGUUAGACAACGUCAUGCUGGACUCCGAAGGGCACAUCAAGAUUGCUGACUUCGGGAUGUGCAAGGAGCACAUGAUGGAGGGGGUCACGACCAGAACCUUCUGCGGGACCCCAGACUACAUCGCCCCAGAGAUCAUUGCCUACCAGCCGUAUGGGAAGUCUGUGGACUGGUGGGCCUAUGGCGUCCUGCUGUAUGAAAUGCUGGCCGGGCAGCCUCCGUUUGAUGGUGAAGAUGAAGACGAGCUCUUCCAGUCCAUCAUGGAGCACAACGUCUCGUACCCAAAAUCCCUGUCCAAGGAGGCUGUUUCCAUCUGCAAAGGACUGAUGACCAAACAUCCAGGCAAGCGGCUGGGCUGCGGGCCCGAGGGACAGCGGGACGUGCGUGAACACGCCUUCUUCCGGAGGAUCGACUGGGAGAAACUGGAGAACAGGGAGAUCCAGCCGCCCUUCAAGCCCAAAGUGUGCGGCAAAGGGGCGGAAAACUUUGACAAGUUCUUCACGCGAGGGCAACCAGUCUUAACGCCUCCAGAUCAGCUGGUCAUCGCUAACAUAGACCAGUCUGAUUUUGAGGGGUUCUCGUACGUCAACCCCCAGUUCGUGCACCCCAUCUUACAGAGCGCAGUAUGAAACUCGCCACCGAAAGCAAAGGCCUCCCCGCCCCUGCCCGUCCCCCCAGCAGCGGGAAAUGAUCCUUCACCCUCAAAUUUUAGGGCCACGGCCUUAUUUUCUUGUCCCAGACGGAGGCCUGCAAAUCGUAGGGUUGUUAGUCCCAAUGUGACCAGCUGUUCAGGGUCUCUCUCCCCCAACCAAGAGUGUUCUCUGAGUGGAAGACUAUACAAUGUACAGUGUCCGGUUCCAUUACGUAGAAGUCACUCUGGCUGUAGGUUAACUCUGCCUAGGCAGCAAACAGGCUCUUGCCCCUUUUUUGGUACGAUUUGAUAUAUUCCCCAAAUCCUCUGUCUGUCGGCUUUCACCACCAGGAUACCCUUCCCCCUGCCCCCACCCCACCAAAGAUGUGGGCUGGACACAUCCCCACCCCGGCACCUUGGGAAUGAAAGAACAGGGAGCCCCGAGGGCAGAGAGGGAGCAAGGCAGGGCCGGGGGUGGGAGGCUUCUGCACCCCUGCCACUUCUGUCUCUGCCUCCACGGAAACCGUCCCUAGCAUCGAGAGGCCAGGAUGUCAUUUCCAAGCUCACUGUCCCCAGACAUUGCCCGUCAUAGCCCGAUCACGGCCCGGUGGUCACCGGUUUUAAGAAAGAAGAAGAAGAAAACCUCAGUUGGGCGUUCAGUGAGUCUGUCCUCGUGUCCUGCUCGGCUGAAGCCUGUCUUGAUACUUGCAUUUCUUUGUAAGAGGCCAAAUCUUCCAAGGACUUUGCUACCUGAGCGUGCAAAGUCAUUUCAGAUCAAGGAUACAGCAGUGUGUGUGCGCGCGCGUGCGUCCGUUUUAAUCUCUGGGAGAUUAUCCUGCGAUCCAGGGUGCCAUCGGCAAUGCCAGUGCUCACAGUGUUGUUAGCCAACCCCCCAGCCCCCAGCAUUUUGCUUCCUACUUCCUGAGAAGCCGAAGCGAGCGCCCGGCCCCUUUUGUACGUAUUUAUUUAACCGGCUGCAGUGUCGUUUGUGAGGGUACGAUGUACAGUCACCUCAGGCGUUGACUCUAGGACCGGUCCCUACCCACGGAUUCUCCUCCAUUCUCUGGCCCUCCACGUCCCUCCCCAUAGGGAUGAAAAUCAAUGCAGUUUUGGUCCCUGUUUCCAGUCUGUGUCGAGUGACACACCUGGAACUGUAGAAUCAGGAAACUUGGAGACAUAUCAGCUCAAAGAGGUUUUAUUGCAAGAAGAAUUUUAAUAUGUUUUGCAAAUGCAUCAUGCAAUGAAUUUUGCAUGUUUAUAAUAAACCUUAAUAACAAGCGAAUCUAUAUUAUUGAUAUAAUCGUAUCAAGCAUAAAGAAAGUGUUAUAAUAAUUUUAUAAGACACAAUUGUGCUAUAUUUGUGGAGGCUCUUGUUUCUAAUCUGCUUCUAUGGUUACGUCUUGGUUGAGCCCUUUGCUGCCCCCCCGCCCCCACCCCGUGUGUCCCCUGUGCAUUGGCAUCGCAUUGGACAUAUUAAUUUUCUAACAUAGAUCUAAUCUCAGAAAUGAAUGGCUACUUUACUUGAUUAGUUAGGCUUUAUAUAUAUAUACACACAUAUAUAUAUAAAUGUUUGGUUCUACCUGCAAACAAAAAUUUUAGGGGAUUGUCUUUCAGAUGAGACUCUCUUAGCCUCUUAAUGCCGUCUUCUGUUCUGGCUUCUACUCCAUUCUUCCCCUUGGGGACGGCAGGUUUGACUCCAGUGUGACUAGACCAGGCAGACGUGGUGUGAGCCCAGCCUCUGGCAGGACACAGCGGUUCUCUCCCUUUCAGCCUCGUUACUGUGAGUGAUCGGGGCGAGGUGCCCUGGCAGAUAGCACACAGUGUCCCCUGGGAGGCCCGCAUGUCUGUUCCCCGAGUGCAGACGUCGUGAGACAGACCAUUGGCAGCCCCUGGGCACAGCCAUCCCCUGGGGCUCUCGGCAGACUCUUUGCAGAGGUGACCGAGCUUCUCCCACCUGCCGUUGGAACCAGCCCGGGGAGCCUUCUAUGUCAGACACCACCUGCGCCAGGCGCUCGGAGAAGCCAGUCUUCCACAACAGAAAGAACAUUCCAGACGGAAGCUGCGUCCACUCCUCCCAGAGGCCUGCUCUGUUUCUCUCCGUUCCCCAGAAGCAUCUCCCAGCUAAGUGCUCCAGGAUUGACUCCUGCCUGUUUGCCUGAAAUUCAUGGCACACCCUGCCACUGAGGAAGCUGUGACACGAGAGGCUUAUCUGUCCUGGGAACCCCUGAGGGGAGGAAGAGAUGGGUAAGGAGUAAGUCAGACCCGGGGAGAGCGCCUUCUCUGCCGUCCCUGAUGGGCUGUGGGCUCCAGGACCCCCGAGGAGCUCCCGCACAUUCAGAGCUGCAGCCCCCGCCCUGGUCAGUGCACACUUUGGGGACAGGUCCUCACCAGGCGCACCUCAAUUGGAUCUGACAGAAAAGGGACCAGCUUACAGAAAGAGCCUGAGAAACAAAAGAGCCAGUCACCAUGCCCCAGAACAGGGCCACAGCAGGAUGGGUCCCUAGUCCCCCAGCAAAGCACAUAGUUGAGGACCGUUUGUCCCGGGCCCCACGCUGCCCACCUGUUUAAGCCGCAGCAGCUCCGGCUUCCCAGGAAAAAGCCAGCACAUCUCCAGAGCGUUCAUAUCUCCCUAGGAAACAUGCCCAGCAUCUCGGCUGCCUGGUGUUCUUUCCAAAUGUGUGGCAUAGUGUUUGAAGAAAAUUCCCCAUCGGUGGGCCCAGAACUCUGCCCCAGGGACAGCAGGCUCUUGGACAAACAGUAAACACAGGGGCCUGGUGACAUGUCCCCACGACAUAGCCGGUUUGGUUCCAGGCUGUGUCCUGGGCUUAUUGCUGAAAGAGUAAGUCCUGUGGUGACCGUUCACACACCCAUCUGCCAGAGCACGUGUGGAAUUCUGUGGUGUUGGCCCCUGUGCAGGCAUCGUGGGAAUAAAAGCACAGGGAAGGGCCCUGGUGGAGGCUGGAGUGAGGAGGAUGCCUCGCAGGGCCAGGUGGCUGGGGGACUGCAGGCGGUUCCGGCCCCCGGGCAGUGCCCCUGCCACCAGGGCCUGUGGCCAUCCGGGCCCCCAGCAGGGUCUCGCACAAUCUCCAUCUCCGCCGGACUUGUGGCUCUGUGACUCCAAAAGGCCACCCAACUUCCCUGCGUCCUUUCCCCUCGGAAUGCGGCCGCUGCCCAGCGUUGGAGCUUCCCUGUGAGCUGCAGGCCGGCGGGCAUCUCCUCUAGCGCCACUGGGUGUUGGUUUGAACAGAAGGGUCUGGGCCGCCUCCCUCACAGGUUGGCGGCACAUUCACUCACGGCGAGAACGGACUGAGAAGAUGGAUACGACCCCCUAGGCACUGGAAUGAUUGCUUGUCAACACAUCUCAUCCCCUUUCAUCCCCACGGCCUGGCACAAGUCAAUGCAGAGCCACUGUCUGUCUUUUCUCAUGAGGCUUUCUUAUUGGGAACUUUCGUAGAAGAUCAGAGGGUUCAGAGCUCCCUGGAAAUGACUUGAGAUGGUUGGUUGAAAGACUAUGAAAGACCAAGAUGAAUGCAAGCCGACAAAUGACUGCUGAGCACCUCCCUGAGCUACGGCUCUCAGAGGAGUGUGCUAACUUCCGGUGAAUGCAGGUGCAGACCCCUCCUGUCCAUGUGCCGAGAAGCAAGAGGUCUGCAGAGGCCGAGGUGGGUACGGAGCUGAGAGAGGAGCGGGGUUUGCAUGCGUCCAGGAGGAAGCUUGUGGCAGGAGGAAAGCAGGAUGGAGGGGAAGGAGGGGGCAUCCUGGGAAGGACGCUGUUGCUAUUUCCAGGGCUUUCCAUUGGAGGUCAUUGGUGCAGAAGAAAGUCACCGCCUGCUGGCUCUCGAGAAUGAGUUUGUUGCCAGGGACACGGUCUAGUCCUCCUCAGAAAACAUCUCCCAAAUGCCAGCAGCAUCCUCACCAGCUGCUGGAAGCCUCUUCCCCUGUCUCCACCGGAGAGGCCGAGCCGAACCACCCAGC